GCGAACCCAAGGGGGCGCUGCCGCUCCUGCCGGGCCUGCCUGUACCGGUGGCGCCCUCAGGCGGGGCCAGGACCGGGCCUCCAAGAAGGCGGCAGCAGCGCUGGCAGGAAGGGCCCCCGGGUCCACUGGCGCUGCCCGCCCUCGACCUGCCCCCUCCCGCCCCGGAUCCCGACAACAUCUGGGUCCCCCAGGGGCGCUUCCUUCCCGACAUCCGGCUGCCCUUCCCCGCUCCUCGCCCGCCCUGGCUCCCGCCCAAUAUGCCUGACCGGAGAUACGGGGCUGAUGGCCUUGGAAGAAGGAGAUGCCGAUACCUUAAAACGCCGUGUAGUGGAACUACUGCUUCAGAACCCCCAAGGCAUCAGGUUUGAGAAUUUUUCUGGGGCCUUCCAUCAGCUGCAUGGUUACUACCCUCGUAUUGCUCUUCAGGGAUAUCAUAAGCUCAAGGAAUUAUUGGCUGAUAUGAAGAAUGCUGUGGUUGUGGAAAGGCGUUCACGGCAACAAGUUAUGAAGAUUGCAGAGGGCUUCUGCCUUGACCUUUCGUUGGAAGGAGAAAAAGGGAAUGGAUUGGAAACAUCCGAAAGAGAAGUGGAGAACCUGCGAGAUGAAGACCAAGUUGGAGGAAAAACAACUCUUGCAGACAUCUUGGAUUGGCUCAUCAGCCUCCUAAUGGAGUACAAAUCGGGACUGAGAAUUAGCUACAUCAAGAAAUUCAUGCUAUCCAAGCAUGCAGUGAACAUGGAAAAGUUCAGCAUUGCCCAAGGCUACAAGAACAUCAUGGAAUUCUUGGAACAUGAACUGCCAAAGCUAAUAGUCAGAUAUCGAGAGAAACCCCGUGAAUAUGUUGUACAGAUUCCUGAAGAUCUCCUUGACUCAGAUCUGUCUCUGGACUCAGAUUUCUCUACAUCGAGCUCACAAUCUUCAACCCAGGAUCUAACAAGAACAAACUCUGCUAGCUCUUUGUAUUGCACCUGCAAAAUUGACCCAAACCAUGUGAAGCAACCUACAAAAUAUGUCCCAGAUCUGCCGGCUGCUUCAAAGCUAAUUCGGGAUGUGCUCAAGAGAUUCCCUCGUGGUAUGAAAGUACGUUUGCUAAAAAGAGUCCUCAGAAAGAGACGCAGAUUUCACUUGGAGGCAUUCUGCACACAGCACGGAUACCAAGAUGUGUUGUCCUGCUUGAAGGAUAUCCCUGAGCUGCUUCUCCUAAAUACAAAUAGGCCUCAGAAUUGUGUCGUCCGCCUUCAGCCAUGUCACUUUGGCUCUGAUCUGUCUUUGGACUCGGAUUUCUCUGGAUGCAGCUCUCAUUCUGAACCCCAUGGUCUAACAAGAAUGAAUUCUGCUGUCUCUCUACCUUCUACCAGUGUGAGUGUGCUGAACCAUGUGAAGGAACCUACAAACCAGGCCCUAGCAUUACCAGAAGUUUUGUCUUUAGUCAAUAACCUGCUCACCAAGUACAAAGACGGUCUGAGAAUUAAGAAAAUUCAAGAUUUCCUGAUGGCUACAAACAGCAUUGACCUUGAGAAAUUCAGUAUCAUGCAAGGCUACAAAGGCUCAGUGGAAUUUUUGCAGCGUCAAAUGCCUUAUUUAUCCUACAAGAAACGAAACCAAGGACUCCACAGUAUUGUUAAACUGGGUAUAAAGGCAAAAAAGAAGCAGUCUCAAAAACAUCCUCAAACUGGAACAACCAAAAAGAAUCCUUCUGUUGCUUCUGUUCCCCCUUUGGUGAAUGCCCCUGAGCCACAGUCAGCAAAACCACUGGAGCCAGUUCAUUCAGAAUCAGGCUUUGGAAGUGUCUCUAAGUCUUCCGUUACACCCAAUGAUUUUUCUGCAAGCAAAUCUCAGUCCCAGAGCCUGCCUUUACAAGCUCCUUCCAUACCACAGGAAGUCAAGAACAUGAUCCAUUCCAGCAUGCGUAUCCCACUUCCAUCCUUUCAUGAGGUCCAUAGUACUUCACCAGCCAAGCCUAACAAUUCCAGCCAGUCUAUUUCCAACAGUCCACCCCAGAAGCCAAAUGUAUGCCAGUUUGGUGGAUCACCACCCAUGGAAGAAGUCCUUUGUCAGUUGGAUAGGCAACUGUCUAGCAAAUCCAAAAUGACUGAAGACGAACCUUCAAAGGACCAGGAUGAUUUGAAGCAGCAAGUAGCCCACAUCCUGGCCUUGCAUCCAGAAGGCAUGUCACUUUUCCAGUUUCGUGCAGCCUAUAGUGCCACCUAUCAGCAGCACUUCCCAAUGGACAACGCUGCUUCUGUCAAACAACGUUUGCAGGAAAUGCCAGAUGUUGUUUGUAUGAAAAGCUAUGGAGUCCAAACAAGGCUGCUAUCUGUAUCUUGUGCAAUGCCAUCUUUAAAAUCUGGUCAGCCUGUCUCUGCCACAAUGGAAAAAACUUCAGUUGUCCCUGGUCUCUCACAGCCCAGAACAGUGUCACUGACUCAAGAGAGUUUUGAAGAACUUGGAGGAGAUGACAGCAAGGAGGAUUACCCAGUCCUUGAUUCUUUGCUCCACCAAGUAGUUAAACCAAGAGCUCAUGUGCAAGAGAAUGUGAAGAAGAAGCCCAAGUCAAUGGGAGCUCUUGUCAUUCCUCAGCCCCCUGUAGUUUGUCAUACAUAUGCUCAAGUCACAGCUUCGCAUAAACCUUUGAAACCAAAUAGUCUUCAUAUGAAGCCCACACAUCUGAAUAGCCCUUAUAUUUCUGCCAGUAGUGCCUCAGUGCCUUCAUAUCCAAAUGAUCCUUGUAUUUCUGCCAGUAGUGCCUCAGUGUCUUCGCAUCCAAAUGAUCCUUUUAUUUCUGCCAGUAGUGCCUCGGUGCCUUCACAUCCAAAUGAUCCUUGUAUUUCUGCCAACAGUGCCUCGGUGCCUUCACAUCCAAAUGAUCCUUGUAUUUCUGCCAACAGUGCCUCAGUGCCUUCACAUCCAAAUGAUUCUCGUAUUUCUGCCAACAGUGCCAACAGUGCCUCAGUGCCUUCACAUCCAAAUGAUCCUUAUAUUUCUGCCAGUAGUACCUCAGUGCCUUCAUAUCCAAAUGAUCCUUGGAUUUCUGCCAACAGUGCUUCGGUGCCUUCCACCUCUCAUCCUGCCUCUUACAAUUCUGGAACAUGGGCGCAGCCGGUGAGCUAUCCAUUUGUGCCGUUGGUUUCCCAGAUGCCAGAGAUUUUCCCUGUCAUGCCUGCCUAUAUCAAAGUUUCUAGAUAUCCUUCUGGGAUCCAGUUUAAGAACCCUACAGUUCAGAGCUCUCCUUUUGCUCAGCCACCCCAUGUGCUCCCAAUUAGAUAUGAUCCAACAAUGCAUCUGACCCAAAGCAUAGAACAAUGGAGCAACAUUCGUACUCUCCCACAAGUGGAUGCCUAUUCUCCAGUGAAGACAUCAUCCAACAUUCUGCAGCUUGCCCAAAGCCCUACAUCCUCAACAAGGAGAUAUCCCAUAUCUCCAUCUUCUAGAAACAUCUCCCAGACUGUCCAGCAUUUAGAAUCUUCUAAACAUACCCAGCAGGUUGGUCUGCAGCAUGGUUCAGUUGUGGUAACAAUGAAUAAAAGCUUUGUAGUAACAUCUCUGGACACACAGCCUAAGCCUCCAGCAUCUGCUUAUCAGAGACAAUAUGUUGAUUGGAAUCCUCUGGCAUCUACUACAAACACAGCACAGUUCAUUUCACUUGGUGCUUGCUCCACUAGUCAGCCCUUUCAGCCCUUGGAAAUUUCCUCUAAUAGCAAAAAGAAUCCUAAUGCUCUGCUUUUUGAACCUCCAGUUUUCGUGGAUCAGCCACAACCUGUUAGUGCAAGUGCCACCAUAACCACCUCAUCGUAUUCACCACCUUCACUUGUAGAUGCUAAUGUAAGCCCAUAUUCCAACCACUUAACUCCCUCCAGUAAUUGCAAUGAUUCUGCUAGUCAACCUUUAAAGCCUUGGGCUUCCAUUCAACAACAACAUACUAGCCUGGAUGUCUCUGUAAUCAAUUCCAGCAGAAAACAAGCAGGUUCAUUGCCUUGCCCUCAAGACCUCACUAUCAGACCAUCCCGCCAACUCUCCAUAACACCUUUAAGUGUUUGUACAGAUAAUGAGCCUCCUAUCCAAGCUAAGCCUGUGGUUUCUUUUUCUAAACAUGCUGACGAUCAUCAUGUUUCUUUGCCAAUAAACCAGACAUCUUAUUCUCCCCCAAAUAGCCCUCUAAAAAAACUGGAUAGUUGUGUUAUCUUGUAAUAACAAACAUUGAGGAGGUAGGCAUUUUCUGGGAUGAUGCUGGUAGCAGUGAUGGAUGAGUGCAUUCAGAAUUCUAAGAUGGUUCCAUCCCAUCCAACGGCACUGUUGGCUUCUGUAACUUCUAAUUGUUAUAUCACAUUUAUUAUUCUAAUUUUUUUUACUAACUACAGAUACAUUUGUAUGUGGUGCAAAAUAAAUUAUAACAAAUGACUGGUCUUUUAUCGCUUUGCUUUCAAUUUUUCUUUCUGUUACAUCUUUCUCCAUUUUAUGAAAAUUAUUUGGUGGUCAAGCACAUUCUUGUUUCAUAUUUCCUUCACCUGAUUUCCAUCCAUUGGUGGAAACUGAAGUAGCCCAAGACUUCAGGGCAGUCGGGAUAGUGGGACUGGGUCUGAUUUGGGCCAAGACAUUAUCCAGAUGGACAUUGCUGCCACCACCUUUUCUUUGCACUUCUCAUGCCCAUGUCCCUGCCAUCCUUGUUGGUCAUGUGAAUGUUCCAUUCUAACAUCAACAGUGGUGCCUUUGAUGUCCAGGAGCUUUCAUGAAAUUCUAUGACAGCUAGGAGCAGUGCUGGAAGUAACAUAGAGGAGGUGACAGCCCAGCAAUUCUCUGGUUGAUCCCCUAAGGGCAGAUUAGGCAAAUCUAUCCAAUAUUGAUGUGCCUUUAGAGGACAAAUUAGUUAGGAAUCAAGAAAAAAAAUCCAUUCUGCCUUGAAAAACAAUAGGGAGAUGGCAGGAAUCAUCUGGAUCUACCCAAGUGCAGUGAUGGCCAGUACUAUCUGAAGCAUGUUCAACUUCAGUAUUAACAGUAUGGCAGGACCAGGCACAAGUUGAAAAUAAUGAAUCUUUAAGGAUGUGUGCAAUCUGCCCUUUUAAUUCGGGGUGUUAUUCUUAUUUGCUUCAUGGUUUUAGAUAGUCAUAAUGUCAGGGAAUCACCUUUUAAGUUUGUGCCUUGAGAGUGAAGAUGAUGGCCAGGGUUCCUCCAGCUGUUUCCGAAGCCAGAUUACUAUCAGAAUCUUUGUCUGUGUAUCUAGAUAGAUGAUCCUUUUUGUAAACAAAAUAAGCUCAGGAUGUUUGUUCAUUUAAUUAUACCGUGUUUUAAGUAUGCCUCUGAAUUUUGCAUAUACUUAGUUCCUGUUCAUUCUUACAGAUAAUACACUACGAUGUGUAGUUUGUUUCCACCCAUUUUAGCCUAAAUUAAUAUGCUCAAAAUGUGAACUGAGAAAUUACUUGUCUUUCAGUUUUGUUUGGAUUCACAUUAAAGGUGUGCAACAGAAUAUGGAAACAGAUUUAGGAAUUUCCUUAUAAAUAAAAACAAGACAUUGCAAAAAGAAGUAAACUGUAUGCAAGAAUUCAUUAUUUCCUUGCUAUGUCCUUGUCAACUAAUGUAGUCUUUCUAAAGCAAAUUUUGUUCUGAAAUUGUGCACUGAUUUGAUUAUAUUGUAUUAUUAAAUAUGUCAGUUGCAAUGGCUCUGACUUUGUGACUUCCA
Anolis carolinensis (green anole) is the source of this 5674-nucleotide messenger RNA. RefSeq lists its product as uncharacterized. Bases 283 to 4188 code for a protein of 1301 amino acids. The record is from RefSeq and is a predicted model, not a curated record. The transcript has 14 exons. NCBI's taxonomy places the organism in Eukaryota, Metazoa, Chordata, Lepidosauria, Squamata, Anolidae.